This is a messenger RNA of Hipposideros armiger (great roundleaf bat), 7408 nucleotides long. It is a transcript of the gene PDPR, whose product is annotated as pyruvate dehydrogenase phosphatase regulatory subunit. The record is from RefSeq and is a predicted model, not a curated record. Gene Ontology annotation, cellular component: mitochondrion. The transcript has 18 exons. Lineage: Eukaryota; Metazoa; Chordata; Mammalia; Chiroptera; Hipposideridae. Gene Ontology annotation, molecular function: protein binding. The coding region runs from base 231 to 2867 and encodes 878 amino acids.
AAGGUCGCGGUUUCCGGCUUCCCAGGAACUCUUUACUCUCUCCGCCCCGCCCCCUCCCCUUUCCUGUGGCCUCCCCCUUCCGGCCCCCCGGCAACCCUGGCAACUGUGGUGGCGGCUGCCCAGCUUCUCCUGGGUAGUGCCGAGCGCGGAGCCCGGGGGAUCCCAUGAGUUCGAAUUCUUGGGAUCUCCUUAGCUGACUGAGAGCACAUCUCCUAUUGCUGACAGACGUGAUGUUUUACCGGUUGCUGUCAGUGGUCCAAAGACAAAGAACCAGCCGAGGAUGGCAGAAGUGGUACCCAGCCAGAAGCGGUGCGUCAGCUGCCGAGGCGCAUUCUGUCGCCCUUCCUGCCCAGGCCCAGGUGGUCAUCUGUGGUGGGGGAAUCAUGGGCACAUCCGUGGCCUAUCACCUCUCCAAGAUGGGCUGGAAGGAUAUUGUCGUUUUGGAGCAGGGCAGGCUGGCAGCUGGCUCUACGAGGUUCUGUGCUGGCAUCCUGAGCACUGCCAGGCACUUGAGCAUCGAACAGAAGAUGGCAGACUAUUCAAACAAGCUCUACCAUCAGUUAGAGCAGGAAACAGGGAUCCAAACAGGUUACAUAAGGACGGGCUCAAUCUUUCUGGCCCAGACUCAGGACCGGCUGAUCUCCCUGAAGCGCAUCAACUCAAGGCUGAAUGUUAUAGGCAUCCCUUCUGAGAUCAUCUCCCUCAAGAGAGUGGCCGAACUUCACCCUCUCCUCAAUGUACACGACCUGGUGGGGGCCAUGCACGUCCCUGAGGAUGCGGUAGUGUCCUCCGCCGAUGUGUCUCUUGCCCUGGCAAGUGCUGCCUCCCAAAAUGGUGUUCAGAUCUAUGACCGGACAAGUGUUCUUCAUGUGAUGGUCAAAAAAGGGCAAGUUACUGGUGUGGAGACAGAUAAAGGACAGAUCGAAUGCCAGUAUUUUGUCAACUGUGCUGGUCAGUGGGCAUACGAGCUGGGUCUGUCCAACGAGGAGCCGAUUAGUAUCCCGUUACAUGCCUGCGAACACUUCUACCUUCUGACUCGCCCCUUGGAGACCCCUCUGCAGAGCAACAUGCCAACUAUUGUGGAUGCUGAUGGAAGAAUUUAUAUUCGGAACUGGCAGGGUGGCAUCUUGUCUGGGGGCUUUGAGAAGACCCCGAAACCAAUUUUCACUGAGGGCAAGAACCAGCUGGAGAUUCAGAAUCUACAGGAAGACUGGGAUCACUUUGAGCCCCUGUUGAGUUCCCUCCUGCGCAGGAUGCCAGAAUUGGAGACUCUGGAGAUCAUGAAGUUGGUGAAUUGCCCUGAGACCUUCACACCAGACAUGAGGUGCACCAUGGGCGGGUCUCCUCUGGUACGGGGCUACUUUGUCCUGGCAGGAAUGAACUCUGCUGGCCUUUCGUUUGGUGGAGGAGCUGGAAAGUACCUCGCUGAAUGGAUGGUGCAUGGUUAUCCCUCAGAAAAUGUCUGGGAAUUGGAUUUGAAACGUUUCGGAGCCCUCCAGAGCAGCCGCACCUUUCUGCGCCACCGGGUCAUGGAAGUCAUGCCUCUGCUGUAUGAUCUGAAGGUUCCCCGGUGGGACUUCCAGACAGGGAGGCAGUUACGCACUUCUCCUCUCUAUGACCGGCUGGAUGCACAAGGAGCCAGGUGGAUGGAGAAACAUGGAUUCGAGAGGCCAAAGUAUUUUGUGCCACCAGACAAGGACCUCCUGGCAUUGGAGCAGAGCAAGACUUUCUAUAAGCCAGACUGGUUUGACAUUGUGGAGUCUGAAGUCAAGUGCUGUAAGGAAGCUGUGUGUGUCAUUGACAUGUCUUCUUUCACAAAGUUUGAAAUAACAUCCACCGGAGAUCAGGCAUUGGAAAUUCUACAGUACCUCUUCUCCAAUGACCUGGACGUGCCCGUGGGCCACAUCGUGCAUACCGGCAUGCUCAACGAGGGUGGAGGGUAUGAAAAUGACUGCAGCAUAGCACGCCUGAACAAGCGCAGUUUCUUCAUGAUUUCUCCGACCGACCAGCAGAUCCACUGUUGGGCCUGGCUUAAGAAACACAUGCCGAAAGACAGCAACCUGCUCCUGGAGGAUGUCACCUGGAAAUACACUGCCCUCAAUCUGAUUGGUCCUCGAGCGGUGGAUGUGCUGUCCGAGUUGUCCUAUGCCCCUAUGACUUCAGAACACUUCCCAAGUCUGUUUUGCAAGGAGAUGAGCGUGGGCUAUGCCAACGGGAUCCGGGUGAUGAGCAUGACUCACACAGGAGAGCCGGGCUUCAUGCUGUAUAUCCCCAUAGAGUAUGCCCUGCAUGUGUACAAUGAAGUGAUGAGUGUUGGGCAGAAGUACGGAAUCCGGAACGCUGGCUAUUACGCUCUCCGUAGUCUCCGAAUUGAGAAGUUUUUUGCCUUCUGGGGUCAGGAUUUAAAUACCCUCACCAGCCCCCUGGAAUGUGGACGAGAGUCUCGGGUGAAAUUAGAGAAGGGGAUGGAUUUCAUUGGUCGAGAUGCCCUGCUGCAGCAGAAGCAGAACGGGGUGUAUAAACGCCUCACUAUGUUCAUCCUGGAUGACCAUGACACAGACCUGGACCUCUGGCCUUGGUGGGGAGAGCCCAUUUACCGAAACGGGCAGUACGUUGGCAAGACCACCAGCAGUGCCUAUAGCUACACCAUGGAACGCCACGUUUGCCUGGGCUUCGUACACAAUUUCUCUGAGGACACUGGAGAAGAGCAGGUGGUUACCCCAGAUUACAUCAACCGGGGAGAGUAUGAGAUUGACAUCGCCGGACACCGGUUCCAGGCCAAGGCCAAGCUCUACCCGGUCACCUCUCUCUACACCCAUAAGCGCCGAAAGGAAGAUGUAGAGCUAAGUGACUUGCAUGGGAAGUAAUACCAGGCAUCUUAUCAUCCCCAUCUUAUCUUAAGAGCUUCUCUCCUGCUGAUCCUGUCCCUCCUGACUUAUCUCCUGGAUGUAAUUUUAAACUUUGCCUUCUUUUAAACCUUUUGCUUUGCAACCUCUCUUGUCCUUCCAUCUUCUCCUCCUCCCUUUUGCACUUCCCCUUCUGCUAAUACUUACUCUGGGCUGUUCAUCUUGUCCUGCCACCCCUCUCAGAUUCCCAUGGUGACAGGAACAUGCUCCUCUUGUGGAAGUGGGUUAUGGUGACAGUCUGAUUUCAAAUGCUGGGUCUUGAAGUAAGGGAAGCUGGUGGUGUGCAGGCCUUAGGGCAGGAGUCGGUCUCUGUGGGGCUGUCUUCUCGGAGAAACCUGUUCAUUUCGGUGGGUUGCUGUAUGUCUGAUGCAGAGCAGCGGGACAGUUUGUGCCUUUCAGCCAGGCAGCCCCUUCUCCUGUCUCACUGCGCUGCGGUUGGCACCCUGUUACCUCUAGCAAAACGAUGACCAUCUACCUCACUGAUGGGAGGCAUUAUGCGGACGUUGUCUGGAGCAGAGAUAAAUCGUUAACCUGGACCACCCCCAGCCUUCCUGCCAAGCCAGUUAUCAGACCAUAGGGCCAGGGCUACCUGCCUCUAUUUUUUCUUCAUCUCUUUUUAAUCUCGAUAAUGAGGGGUUUUGUUUAGCAGAGUAAAUAAGUAGGCCACAGUAUUUGAAAGGGAAAAACCAUGUUGCCUUUUGCGUUGCUUUUCCCAACUGAAAGGGUCUGACCUCAGAAAGUACCAACACCAAACAAUGCGGGGUUUUGUAUUAAAACAGUGCUGCUUUUCUUCUAUCAAGUCAGAGUUCAAUCAUCCCAUCUUGAUUGUCCUCAUCAGUUCAGCCUCACCUGUCCCUUCAGCAGGAGGCCCACUAGCUCAGCAAACGUUUCUCCUGCUUUAGAAAAGGGAGCGAGUGAACUGUGCUGGCCAUGAGUUCAAGAGACCUACUGGAAUCCCAUGCUGCCGCCUCUGGCACAGGACAGACACAGAGAAUUCAGUGUGGAGGGUGCAUGUGACAUGAGCCUAGCAGACUGCUUUCCAUCCUUUCUUUCCCCAUUGAGCUCUCUCUCCAUAGUAUCCUCUGGAGUAGAAAACUUGGCGUGCCCCACGAGGGCUCUGCACAAUUAAGUAGUGUUUCUAUUUUCUAAGGGUGAAACUCAGAUAUCCCAGACUGUGCCAUCUUAACGUUUAAUUUUCCCUUGACAUAAGCUGCCCUAACCUGUUGUUAGAGAUUUUAACUUGGUAUCUCAGAAGCAUUAGCUCUGAUAGGUCUAUAAAUCUCACUUUAUUAGAGCAGCUUAAAAUUCUCAGGUGUCUGCCUGCUGUGGCAUUUCCGUUUACCCACUGAUCUGACUGGCUUGUUUUGUUCCAGAUAUUUCUUGCCAUUUAUCCAGCCAGACCACACCUACUUGAUUGUUGACUUCAGUGUCUACCUUUUUAGGAGGUCUUAAUUUAUUAAGGGAUCAUGUGAUUAGAACUGCUUGGGGGCUCUGCUAUUUUGGUGCAGAUGUGUACUUAUUAUAACUAGCUGACAGAACUUGCUCUUGGGCACAGAGGAGGGAGGUGACGUGCUGUGCCCAGCACUGUGAAGGACUCAGGCGAGCAGAGAGCAGGCACUUGGCCAAUGCAGAUAUUACCAGCAGACAGCUGACUGACCCAAGAUGGAAACAGAUGAUUUAGAGAUAAGGGUAUCCGUGCGCUGCACCAUUCCAAAGUCAUCUGUGUACAUGAAAUCUAGUUGGGAUCGAAUCCAAAAGAAAUUGUAGAGUUAUAAUGUCAUCUUGUCCACAGGUAGGGGUCAUACUCCUGACUGUGGCAAGAUGGUACUCUUCUGGAGCUUCACUUGUUUACUGGGUGUCCUGAAGCACGUAUACUUACCUUUUGACAUUUUAAAGUCCAUCCCUGAAGUCUGGGCUCUGACAACCCCACAGUUUUGUUUGGUCGUAAAUCUGAAGGGGGUGACUCCACCUCUAGCAAAAUUGACAAUCAAAACAUCUCAUCUUUGUGUCAUUUCCGUCCCGUGGGCAGUGGGGCCACAUAUUUGCCUUGUGUGACACUUCACCUCUCGCUAGAGAUUCGUGAGGUUCUGGGCUCUUCUUGUAAUUGGGUGGCUAGACUUUAGUUUUAUUUAGGUGGUUGGUCCCUUUCUCUCUGAUAUGAUCUGUCACCACCUUUGUGUUCUCUUGGGAGAGGGGCUCUGUACACUUCUAGCGUGUCAGCACAUUCAAUUGAAGAACCUUGAACCUAGAAGCAUAAAGUACAAGUACGUUAGCCUCAAAGAGAUGAAGGCCAGGGCUGCAAGCUUCCUGUGGGCCUUGUCCUCCUUGCAAAUACUGCCUGAGCCCCCAAUCACUCACGCCACAUGUAAGUCCUGUUGCCUGGCACUGCCGUGGUUAUCUGACACUGAAGCUUGCAUCAGAGAGAUUUCCUGUCCAUGAUAAUGUCACUGAAGUCAGAGAAGCUCUAAUUCAGAAAGUUUUAAGAGCAAAAAGGGACAAAAGCUACCUGCUUGGAUAGUCUGAUGUCCUUUCACUUGUGUUGCAGUCGCCUUCACUGCACGGGUUGGACAUGCUCCAGCAGAGAAGUGAACACUACAUAUCUAGAGUUCUUCUGGGGAGUCCCGGUAACCCCAGAUGUGAGCUGCCAUUCAGGCUAGGGAUCCAAAGACCAUUUGGCCCAGUGGUUAACGCAGUUUCACUUUGGCCCCAAGAUCCCAUUUCUGCAGGAGGCGAGCACAGUCACUUUGAUUCUCAUGAAGAGGAGGUGUGAGGUCCUUGGAUUCUAUCUCCUUGUACAGAACAAGAGUUUUACCUGCUUCCCUUCUUUCUUGGGCUGUUUCCAAGAAAGUGACUAAAAUGUAAAAAGCGCUUCAGUCUUCUCCAUUACCAGCCUGCCUUUGCAGUGUUAACUUGUCCCCCGGCCUGACCACCUAUGUGACAGGAACGAUAGCAGCUUUCUAAAAGUGGGUUUGCGUCACUGAAGAGAUGACUCACCGCCUGGAUUUGGGGCUAUAACUUCAGGACACAUCUGCUGGCCUCUGAGUGACCCUCCACCAUCCUUUCAGAAGCUGAGGCAGACAAAAGGGAAUGUUCUAUGGCCUGGGGUCUUGGUUCUGACCCUAGAAGAACAACUGCACUGGCUUGCUGUCAGCGGUAAGCUCCAAGCUUCAUUUUUAGAUCUCUGUUGCUUCUUGACCAGUAUUCAGCAAGGAUCCUCUUGAGUAUCUAAGAUAGAUGUUUGGUCAGUAGUACUUAAUACUGAAAAAUAACCUUUUGUUUUCAUUUACUUUCUACACGCCUCACCUCCCCCCUCCCCCCAUCCCUUAUAAACUUUGAUAAAAGCAGCACUUUAUCAACAUGAUAUAGGGGAAAUUUUCAUGAGUAAAGCAUUUUUAUCUCACACACGUCGUCUGCAGACACAUGGAUUCAGGAGAAACACAGCUGAGGGGAAGAAAUGGGAGCUGAAGUGUUUGGGCAUUAACCACGUUGUCCAGCAGUGAGCUGUGAAUGAGCGGUGGGCCUGCUGUCGGCGCCUCCCCUACUGCCUCCACUUCCAGGUGCUCAGUCGUAAGGCUCCUUCACUGUCAGGAUGGGGCUCACGUCUGCAGUCCCUCAUCACUACCAAUGCACUGUUUUUCAAGAGGACUGAGUAUUUUUGUAUGUCUUUGCCUUUGUCCAUUAAACACUAGAGUUGUUCCUUAUAUGAUAUCAUUCUUGACUUCUCUGAGUAGAGUGUUGGCAUUCCUUGGAGAAUUAUACAUUUCUCAUGGGCUAUUUUUCUCAUGGUAUUUUUAUGCUUUGCAAACCUUCUGCCAUCUCCUUUUACUGUCUCUAAAGGACAGAAACUACAAGAGGUGAGGAGGAUAUUUUCAGCAUCUGUUUCAAAAGAUGUAAGCCAGGAAUUCCCUUGCACACUGGAGCUCAGAGUACCUCUUUUCUCCACGCCAGGUUCUCGUGCCUUACACUCCAGAAUGUCACAUGGUGGGUGGAGAGAGGAAGGACGAAAAAGAAAGUAACUCCAUUUCAGUGUGAGGGUUCCAUCACCCCGCAUAGCCUCUCCUUCCCCAGGACAGAUGGGUGUGAGGUAGAAAGCUCCCGCAGCUCGUUUCAGUGAAGGGCUUUCUAGCAGCACAGUUCACACUUUACUCUCUGGUCAACUCUUGGGAUAUAUCACAGAGCCACUGUAAUUACCACUGUAAUUAUUGUAAAGUGCUGUAUAGCUCAUUAUUUGCAUUUGUAAAUGUGCAGUUCUGUUCGGCCCCUUUCUUUUUCUGUGUCGAGUUAGUAUGUGGUCCUGAAAAUGUUCAAGCACUUGAGUAAAUGGGAUCUUUUCUCAAGAGCCCUGGUGGCUUUAGGCACACAGGGUGACUGAGCGUUUCUGUCCUCUGUGAACACGGUAUUAAUAUUGUGCACUGUGUUUCUAUCAAGGCAGAUUUCAAUUAAGAUUUUCUGUUCAUGUUACUAGGUUUGUCAAUGAAUAAACAGACAUUUUAAUUACUCUU